Molecule: messenger RNA, 2663 nt
Organism: Rana temporaria (common frog)
Lineage: Eukaryota; Metazoa; Chordata; Amphibia; Anura; Ranidae
Gene: PLAU
Product: plasminogen activator, urokinase
Exons: 12
Coding region: 1-1641 (546 amino acids)
Biological process (GO): plasminogen activation; regulation of cell adhesion mediated by integrin
Molecular function (GO): serine-type endopeptidase activity
Source: RefSeq, a predicted model, not a curated record
AUGCCCCAAUCCGAACUGCUGCCCGAUGUAACCGCUGAUGCCCGAUCCCCGCUGCUGCCCAAUGUGCCUGCCCUCUACAUGGGAGUUAAUGUACAGGAUGAUGAGCCUGCGGUACAGCCUCUGCACAAUGACGGGCUGCCACGCCUAAGGCACAAUGCCAGCCAAUCAGAGAGCAGAGCUGAGCAUUAUAAGGCACACAGUCCCAUCUACUGCAGGACAGAGACAACUGACAGCAAACAUAGAGAAAACAUCUGCAGACAGCUGCAAGGUGAAAGCUGGACCUCUGAGUGCAACAAGGAGAUCACAUCGGAGAAGAUGAAGCUUAUCCUGACCUUAGCCUUUGCUUGUGUGCUUAUUAGUGGACUGGAAUCGACGUUCUCCAAACAAACAAGCAACACAGAAGAUUGUGUCUGCUUAAAUGGAGGUACCUGUUUGUAUCGCAGAUUCCACCGCAGACCCUACAGAUGUGCCUGCCCUAUAGGAUAUGAUGGACAGCACUGUGAAAGAGACAUGCAAGCUACAUGCUACAAAGACAUGGGCCAGGACUACAGAGGCACUGUAUCCCAAACCACUCACAACUAUGCCUGCCUGCGCUGGGACUCCCCACUUUUGAAAAAUCAUUAUUUCAAUGCCAACAUGAAGGAUGCCUUAAAGCUUGGUCUAGGGAAGCACAACUAUUGCAGAAACCCAGAGAUUGGAAUGAGACCGUGGUGCUACUUCAGGGGACCCAAAGGGAUUUCCACUAUGUUUUGUCAAAUCCCAAAAUGUGAAUUGGAAGCGACAACAGUAUCGACAACAUUGGAAAAAAUAGAACCUUCUUGUGGCCGCCGGCAGCACAAGCUGUAUAAAAUCGUUGGUGGGAUGAGCAGUCCAAUUGAAUCCCAGCCAUGGAUAGCCAUGCUCUACCAAUCCAGCCGCAGAAACAGAGAGCAACUCUUCUUUCAGUGUGGAGGAAGUCUUAUUCAUCCCUGUUGGGUGGUCACUGCAGCACAUUGUUUUCCAGACGGUGAGUUUCCUGAACCCAAGGACUAUGCCAUCAUUUUGGGAAAGAAUAACUUUGAUGAAACCAAUGAGUUCAGAGAACAGAAGUUUUUUGUGGAGAAAAUCAUCCGUCACAAACAUUACAGCGAUCAGACAAAUGCUCUGGACAAUGAUAUUGCACUGGUGAAGAUACGUUCAGAAUCUGGAGAAUGCGCUGCCAUGACCGAUCAUGUUCAGACUAUCUGCUUGCCACCACCGGACCUUACAUUAGAAGGUGGAACAAAGUGUGAGAUUGCUGGAUUUGGAAAGGAGACUUAUGAUAGCAUUACGUACUCUCAGGUCCUGAAGUCUUCCAUGGUUCAGAUAAUCCCUCAGAAUGUAUGCCAGUCACCGGAGUAUUAUGGGAAACUGAUCAAUAACAAUAUGUUUUGUGCUGGAGACCCGGCAUGGAAGGUGGAUGCUUGCAAGGGAGAUUCCGGUGGUCCUCUUAUCUGCAACCACAAUGACAAAAUGGUACUCUAUGGUGUAAUAAGCUGGGGUGAUGAGUGUGCCAAGAAAAACAAACCUGGAGUGUAUACCCGAAUGACAAACUACCUGAGCUGGAUAGAGGAAAACAUGGCCGAAUCGUCCAGUAUGAGCGCCAAUUUUAUUCCAAAGUAAUUAAAAAAUACUGAGAAUCUUGAAAACAAAGCUGUGAAGACGCAAAUUAGCUUGUCGAUGUAAACGAAAUCUAAAGAUUUAUCUAACGAUCUAAAUCUAAAGAUUUUUACAGAGAUUGCACAGUGGAUGGUCAGCUUUAGAACCAUGGCUAUUAUGGUCACUCUGGUUCAUACUUGGAUACCAGAAACAUGAGUAGACAUAGAGACAAUCAAGUAUCUUUACAGAAUGAUGCAUCUGUGUUUGGUAUCCCUAAGUAUUAAGACUGUUACAUUUCAAGGACUGUUUGUAGGCCUUGACUCUGGUUUUGAUGGUAGUUAAUCUGUUUUGCAGACUUGAGGUUGAUUUACUAAGUGCUUGGUAUACACCUGCAUUAAAAGCAACUUGCAGUGAAUAGCUUUUAACAUUUUGUCGGGGGGGUGGGGUGCUUGUUGCCCCCUCAACAACAAGUGUAAAAUAGGUCUAAAAAGUUGAGAAUCUUCACAUAAUAAAUUAUAUAAAUAUUCACUUCAAUUAUCCAAUCACAUGGAGCAGCACGUUCCUGCUCACUUAUUUCUUCUCCAUAUGAUUGCGUAUUCAAUGUGAACAGGAAUGUGCUUUUCACAUGGAUGGAUAAUUGACGUGAAUAUUCAAAUUUGCCUCAUUGUACCUAGAUAAGUGGACAUUUCUUCAGGUUAAUUAUUUAGUCAAACAUUUCCAAUUUGCCUGAUUUGCAAACUGCAAAUCGCGGUAAAAAACGCUGCAAUUUGUCGUAGCAAAUCGUGGUAAAAAACACCGCAAAUCGCCUACGCCUAGGUGUGAAUACAGCCUAAGUGAACAUUUUCAAUUUCUGUGUAAAUAUUUGAAACAAAUGAAGACAAAACAGGUAUACUGUCCACCGCAAGAUGUAUGUGAUUGAGACAUAUUUACAACAAAAAACGACAAACUUCUUAUGGCCAAUACCCAGUUAUGCUCUGUACACACGAUCGGUUCAUCUGAUGAAAACGGACCAAUGGACCGUUUUCAUCGGACAAACCGAUCGUGUG